This is a messenger RNA of Lethenteron reissneri (Far Eastern brook lamprey), 1546 nucleotides long. RefSeq names its product potassium/sodium hyperpolarization-activated cyclic nucleotide-gated channel 4-like. Gene Ontology annotation, molecular function: voltage-gated potassium channel activity. NCBI's taxonomy places the organism in Eukaryota, Metazoa, Chordata, Hyperoartia, Petromyzontiformes, Petromyzontidae. Gene Ontology annotation, biological process: potassium ion transmembrane transport; sodium ion transmembrane transport; regulation of membrane depolarization. Gene Ontology annotation, cellular component: axon; dendrite; HCN channel complex. The record is from RefSeq and is a predicted model, not a curated record.
UGGAGGCUAACGUUACUCACACGGCGCGGGCGGGACAGACACACAGACUCACCACGCGCACAGACACACGCGCAGACUCGCAAUGGAUAGGCUGCCACACGCAAUGCGCAGACGCCUCUACAGCCUGCCCCAGCAUCUGUGCCCCCGUGCCAGCCUCAUUGACUGCGACGACGAACACACGAACAGCAGCCAGAACGAGCACCAGCAGCAGUCAUCCAACGCGGCCGAUCAACAGGGAGGUCUUUGCCCGAGCAUCGGAGGGAGUGGCGGUGGCGGUGGUGGUGGCGGCGGCGGUGGUGGCAGACUCAUUCGACUACGGACUCUUGCUUCGUCCACAUCUCCCUCGAGCACCGGCGGUGGUGGUGGUGGUGGUGCGGCAACCACCGCCACAACAACAACAACAAUCGCGAACACGAUCUCGCCGGGAGUUGAGUCUUGCCGAGACGAGGACGAGACCAGAGUUCUGGUGGCCAAGUGCAGUCCCAACGGCGACUGCGCGCAGAGUCGCGAGAGCCUCGCGUCCGUGGAGACCAACUUCGGCAGCUGUCGAUUCCUCGAGGACUCGGCACCGCAGGAAUCAUCCGACUCCAACAACGCGACCACCAUCCGCUUCGCGGACGGGGCCAUGAAAAGGUCGUCGAAGCGACGUCAACAGCAGCGCGUUGGUGGCUCACGAAAGGACGACUCUUUAUCUUCGGAGCAGCAGCAGCAGCAGCGGAGGAUGUCUCGUCGUGGGGGCAGCGGUGCCAGCGUCGGCGGCUCGAUGUCUUUGCUCAAAGCGGAGGACGGAGGGCCGGGCGCGAACCUCGGUUCGACCUCCGCGGCGGGGGAAGACGUGGACCAGACUGGCAGUCAGAGCAGCUUCAUGCACCGGCAGUUCAGCGCGAUGAUGCUGCCCGGCGUUAACAAAUUCUCGCUGAGGAUGUUCGGCAGCCAGAAGGCGGUGGAGAAGGAGCAGGAGAGGGUCAAGUUGGCCGGAUUCUGGAUCAUCCACCCAUACAGCGACUUCAGGUUCUACUGGGACCUCGUCAUGCUGCUGCUGAUGGUGGGCAACCUCAUCGUGAUCCCCGUGGGAAUCACCUUCUUCAAGGAGGAGACCACGACGCCGUGGAUCAUCUUCAACGUCUUCUCGGACACAUUCUUCCUCGUCGACCUCGUGCUCAACUUCCGCACGGGCAUCGUGGUCGAGGACAACACCGACAUCAUCCUGGACCCGCGCAAGAUCAAGCGCACGUACCUGCGCACCUGGUUCCUGGUGGACCUGGUGUCCUCCAUCCCCGUCGACUACAUCUUCCUCAUCGUGGAGAGCGGCAUGGACUCGGACGUGUACAAGACGGCGCGCGCCCUGCGCAUCGUGCGCUUCGCAAAGAUCCUCAGCCUGCUGCGGCUGCUGCGUCUGUCCAGGCUCAUUCGCUACAUCCACCAGUGGGAGGAGCAGUGGAGCGACAAAACGGCUCUGCUGGUGCCGCUGCUUGUAGCCGCGCAGUUUGUAAAUUGGAAUGCGCAUCGACAUACGCGCGGGUGUUAUAUUCCACGGCGCGUAUGA